Panicum virgatum (switchgrass) is the source of this 2078-nucleotide messenger RNA. RefSeq lists its product as uncharacterized. The transcript has 3 exons. The coding region runs from base 297 to 1757 and encodes 486 amino acids. The record is from RefSeq and is a predicted model, not a curated record. NCBI's taxonomy places the organism in Eukaryota, Viridiplantae, Streptophyta, Magnoliopsida, Poales, Poaceae.
CCGGCCCGACCCCGGGGCAAGCAGGCACAGGCAGAUCGCUCUCCCUCCCUACCCUAUGGACUAUGGUCCUCACCCCACAUCGCCCACUCCACCUCCACUCCUCUCCCUCUCCCUCUCCCGUCCUCCGCCUCCAUAUCCAUCCAUCCAUCCGUCGUCUCAUUUAAACCCCCACGAACAGUCGAACACCAAGCAGCCAGCCUCACUGGCCUCUGCCGCGCCAGCGCAGCCCCACAUGCUCCUUCUUCCUCUUCCUUACUGGCAGUGGCAUCCAUAGCGGCAGCGGCAGCAUUCCGUCGAUGGCGGCGGCGAGAGGGCCCCUCACGCUGCGGGACUUCCUGGAGCUCGGCUGCGACUCCAGCAGCGACGGCUUCCGCUCCUACCCGCGCUGCCUCCCCUGGAGCGACGACGCCCUGCAGGCGCCCGUGCGGCUCCUCGUCGAGGCCGACCUCCGGCGGAGCCCCUCGCGCUCGCCGUCCUCGCUCUUCUCCAUCGCCAGGAUCUCCAGCCUCUCCAGGACCUUCUCGCGCCGGAUCAAGGAGGGUUUCAGCUGGAGGCGCCACGACGACGACGACGACGACCUCUUCUUGGACGACCGGGACUCGUGCGGCUUCCCCUCGCCGCUCGUCAGCAGCUGCUCCGCUUCGGACUUGGGGUCCGAGUAUGCCGAGUCCGAGGUUGGUGAGAAGAUGGCCAUUGGUGACAAGAUGGCGUGCCUGCCCGCGUUCGAGUGCGAGGAGAAGCCGUCGUCCUCCUCCUCCUCAACAAGCAGCUCGGCGGACCACCACGACUGCACGGACGGCGCCGCGGCAGACGGGAAGAAGAAGAUGCAGGCGGGUGGCGAUCCCAUUCCCACGAGGAGCAAGUUGGGGAUGGAGGAGGACAAGCAACAGCUGAGCCCCGUGUCCGUUCUGGAUUUCCCCUUCGAUGACGACGACGCCGACGAACGGAGCGACGCCGGCACGUGCUCGCCUUCCUUCCACCACCGCUGCCCCACAACACCGCCGCCGGAUCUUCUUCUCCACAGGCCGACGAAGCAAGCGCACAAGAUCCGGCGGUACUACGGCAUUGCGCAGGCGGCAGUCGAUCCCGUGGAUCUCGAGGCACGCUUCACCACCACCACCUCCGAGUCCGGCGAAUCCGUCGGCGCGAGCACGCACCUCCCAACCACCACCAGCUCCUCCUGCACGGACACGACCAGUAGUAGCGCGACGUCGACGACGACGACCGCGCCGCGCCACGGCGAGGAGCACCAAAGCGUCGAGCAGAUGAUAUCACGGAACCAAGAAGAGCUUGACGAAUACCGCCUGCUCGCGCAGCUGCUCGUCGAACUCGACGAGGACACGGCGGCGGCCGUAGACGACGUGUCCCAGGUGCUCUUGCUCGACUUCUUUUCGGAGGGAGUCGACCGGCUCCGUUCCUCAUCAGGCGCCGGCUCGGUGGUCGGGGCGACGACGGUCAGCCGGCCGGUGGACGACGACGCCCGGGUGGCGGAGGCGCUGGUGGGGGCGGCCGCGGAGUGGCUGCGGGGCGCGGGGACGCAGUGGGGCAUCAGGGACGUGAUGCUCUCCGGGAAGGCGGCGCUGGAGGACAUGGAGCGGGGCCGGCGGUGGAUGUGCGCUGGCGAGGAGGAGCGGGAAGUCGGCGCGGCGGUGGAGGGGCUCGUCAUGGACGGGUUGCUGGACGAGCUUGUCGCGGAGCUGGUGCCUUGGUGUCACGGUGACGGCCGGCCGUCGAAGGAGCCACUAGUAGACUACUAGGAAUUUGCUCGUCGUGGAUGGUGCGGUGUUAACGUCACGGGGUUUUGGCCGCCGGUGGGCGAAAACCCCGUGACGUUAACACGGCGAGGUCCGGCCGUGGACAGAAGAGCGCGCGUGUGUACAUGUCCGCCGAGGAAGCUACUACUAGUUCAAACUUUUUUGGUUUUUGCUACCUCGUUGCUUAGUUAACGCUACCGCGACCGGAAUAAUAUAAUUAUGAGUGGUGUCGCGGGGCUGAAAGAUGUUAUUGGCCUGCAAGGUCCAUAAGGCCUUGUGGUGAGACUUGAGAGAUGAUAGAUAGGCUUAGUUCUUUUUUGGGCU